Microthlaspi erraticum is the source of this 297-nucleotide messenger RNA. NCBI's taxonomy places the organism in Eukaryota, Viridiplantae, Streptophyta, Magnoliopsida, Brassicales, Brassicaceae. The record is from the annotation of a GenBank genome assembly.
AUGGGGAUCAAACCCAUUCUCUCCCACACAAGCGAUGGAAGGAAGAUCAGGGGAGACAAAUCAGGCACAGGGAAACUCAUGCCCUUCCCAUAUCAACUCCUCACCUACAAGACUACAGCCUAUCGCACUCGAUUUCAAAGAGGGAGAAAGCUGAGCGUUGGAGGGCUCAUUACACCGAUUCUUUGCGCAGCUGGUGUGAAUCAAGACAAGAAGAAGGCAACUCCAGUUGGUUGGAUGGACAUCAAGUUCUGCAAGACCAACACCCUCAUCGAUCACAAGGAGUUGAAUAGGAAAUAA